Asterias rubens (European starfish) is the source of this 4484-nucleotide messenger RNA. RefSeq names its product protein Skeletor, isoforms B/C-like. NCBI's taxonomy places the organism in Eukaryota, Metazoa, Echinodermata, Asteroidea, Forcipulatida, Asteriidae. The transcript is spliced from 16 exons. Bases 151 to 2124 code for a protein of 657 amino acids. The record is from RefSeq and is a predicted model, not a curated record.
GCAGUUCGGUACUUUAUUACUAAGCUGUUAUUCAUGUGCUCGGUCGGAGUCGUAGUGCACAUCAACAUCUAGAGCAAACGUCAGCGGUAUUUCAAAAUUUCAGACAAGCUUGCUCCGCAGCAGUAAGUGGAUCAAAUAACAAGUAUAGCCAUGAUGGGUGUCGUGGCGUUGGCGUUCAUUAUACAUGUCGUGGGUCUUUCAUCCGCCGCACAAUACUUCGGCAAGGAGUUGGGUCAGCUAAGGACAGAAGCUCAUGGCGUCACUGGUACCGUUAAAAUCGCUGACUCAAAAACCAUCGUCAUUGAGGAUUUCAAUUAUGAUGGUGCUGGACCAGAUGCCUACAUCUGGGUCGGAACAACCGAUCAGCCUGGUGCUACCGGCACUAUUGUGCCGGCCUUUGAAGGAGACACCGAAAAGCUCAGAGCGUACACCGGGGAGCGUGUCAUAGCUAAACUACCAGGCUCAACGACGGUACAGGACUACAAGUGGAUAUCAAUCUGGUGUAGAAUGGCAGGCGCCAACUUUGGAGAUAUUUAUAUACCUGCUUCAUUUGCCAAUCCGGCACCGUUCAAUCUGGGAGCGUUGCCCACGUAUGCCCAUCGUGUCAAAGCCGAUAGUGUCGUCAUUAACGACGCCAAGACUCUCACUUUCACAAACCUCUUUUACGAUGGAAAUGGCCCAGAUGCUUAUUUCUGGGCAGACACACGAAGUAAUCCAACAAGUAGUGGCACCAAACUCAUCUGGCAACCUGGUAUGUCAAAUUCUGGGGUAAACCAGAGGAUAGGAAUGGCCUUCACUGGUCAAACAGUGACAGUCACCAUGCCGGGUGAUACCACCGUCUAUGACUUCAUCAACAUUGGGCUGUGGUGCGUCCAGGCCCGUCAAGAUUUUGGCAGUAUAACCUACGAUAAAGAUACUCUCAAUGUCCCAGCUGUUCUGGACCCCCCUCCAUCUUCGACAUACCCAAACUGUAAGGUGUUGGUAGACGAUGAAUUCCAGGUCCAGUGGAGAAUCACUGACAAUAAGAUUGACGUGGAGCUGGCCAGCCUAGUCAAACCGGGCAACUACAUGGCGUUCGGGUUGAGUGGAUCCCAAACUAGAACCCAAAUGGUAGGGUCUGACGUGACGGUCGCAUGGAUGGACGAAGGAAGCAUGAGCCCCAUGGUGGCCGAUUACAACUUGGAGUCCGAGGCUCAGUGUGGCCUUAAUGAUGGGCGUGGUGCAUGCCCAGACAAUGUCCCCACCGUCAACGGAACAAGCGACUCCACCCUAUUGGCUCUUCUAUUCGGAAAGGGCAUCACAAGGAUUUCAUACUCUCGUCUUCUUGACACAGGUGAUAGCAUUGAUCAGGUGAUACCCACUGAUCGUGAAGUUUUCAUCUCCUGGGCGUUGGGACCUAUCAACGCUGAUGGACGAACCGCUAAACAUGUCUCCGUCCCAAGAGAUGAUCCUCGGAUUAACUUUGGUGUCUCAACCCGUUCAACGUGUCCCCCGUUGCCAGUUGGUGAUGAUGGGCCCCCACUGCCGGCAUGGAAGGCCUUGAAGACCAAAGAUGAGACAUCUUUUGUCGUUGAGAUUGGUCAGUCUGGGGGAAAGCGUGGCUACACAGGAAUCACAGGUGUUGUCGGAUGGGGUAUCGCAUGGUACGUCAACGGCCUUCUGAUCCCUGAGAUCACUGUGGAGAGGGGUGUCACCUACACCUUCACAGUCUAUGGCGGAGACAACCCAGAGAAAAGCGCAGAAUAUCACCCCUUCUACAUCACCACCGACGAGGAAGGAGGUCACGCUCAACUGUCGGAUGCUGAGAAAGCGAAACGGACAAUAUUUGCCGGGCCAACAGCGGGACCUUUAUGCAGUUGGGAAGUUGCCCAGACCGGCUCCAACCCUGAUGACUUUACUAACUUUGCUGAUUAUAAAGCAACGCUUGAGCGCAAUUGCAUAGGAAGUGGCUCUGAUGGAAUGGAGAUGACAUGGACACCAGACGAGAAUACACCGGACCUUGUGUACUAUCAGUGCUACACUCAUCGUUUCUUGGGAUGGAAAAUUAACGUCAACUCAGCAGCUGGACUCAAGAUAUCUUUGCUCCUCCUCCUGGCCAUGUUUGCUGUUAUCAAACUCCUCUAGACGUCUGUGCGGACGGGGACAACCAAAACCAAGGAAGAGGACCAAUCAAAGAGUAAACCAAAAUUGUGCCUCUGAUCAACACUGAAAUUCUAUAAUAGAUGUUAAAUUUGCAUCAGGGAUAAGUUAAUUACAGCCACAGGCCUGUUAUGAUCAUGACGACACAGCGUCUUGUCUGAUUGUGUAGCAAGGAUUUUAUUUUCACUGUAUUUUCAAGUUCUGCUGUAUAUUUCACUGGCUAACAAAGAAUGUGGGGGUUGGAAUAAUUGUGCAGAGUUGUGAUUUGAAAGCUUGUAUUUGAUGUAAGUUAUGUCAUUUCAUUUGAAUUUUUUUAGCAUGAAAUCUCAGCAGUUGUUUCCAGAUGAGUUUCUUUCGUUUCAUUAAUUUGGUUAGUGGAGGCUAGGUUUGAGUGUUGUGUUUUAGGAAUUUCAAAUAACCCUAUAUUGUUAUAGUUUACUUUCACAAAUAUUUUUGUUUAUAACAGAGUUAUGUCGGUGGCAACUCGGUGUUGACACAGGCUCGUUUUUUCACUGGAAGAAUAUCUUUUUUAUUUGAAUGAUUUUAUUGCAUUUAUUGCACAAGAAAUGGCUACAUCUGCCAAGGGGUAGCGUAAGCAAGAUAACCUUGGGUUGAGGUGAGUUUGCUGUCUUCCCCCUCCCCCCUUCUCAUCACUCCAUGAAAGUGUAUAUGUAUGAAACAGACCUGGAAUUUGUUUUUGUUGUUUAAUGUUUUUUUGUUGUUAAAAGCACAUUUUUGAAUAAUAAAGAAAUACAGAAUAGUUUUUUUCUUCUUUUUAACUUCAAAGAACUAGAUCAUUUCAAUGGAUUUGUUGUCUUUUCUAAACUAACUAUAAUAAUAUAAUACUAUUUAUUCGAGCAAAACAUUCACAAGUACAUGUAAACACCUUAAACAUACUUUUAAAACUUAAGUUAAACAACAGUGGGAUCCCCAGGAAAGCAUAAAAGUUAAAUAUAUAACUGUCGCCUUUAAGCGUAUGUACCUUCUGAAACCAUACUAUUAUGUCAUUGUGUCUUUCAAGUACAUAUAAUUGAGUAUGAAUAAUUGAAUUUGCCUGAUGUUAGUUGCAGAAGCUGGCAUAACACUGCAAAACCAGGGUGUGAAAAUCGACACCAUUUGUGUUGUCUCAUCGAUACCGAAGAGAAACUAUUACCAUUAGCUUUUUUUCAAAAACAAAUUCAUGGUAUUUUGACACCAUUAUGGUGUAAAUUUGUUAUUCUUUUUUCGGUAUUUAUUCAACACAUGGUGUCAAUUUUAACACCAAGUUUUUGCAGUGUGUAAGCAUUGUGUAGGUUUUAACGAUAAUUUUAUGUAAACAAAGCAGCGUAUACUUUACUUUCAUUCAAUUUUUAAUUAAAGCGAUUUUUGCGUCUGCACUUGAACCCGUUAAUUAAUUUCACUUGCAGGCAUGCACAUUUAUAUAGCAUUAUAGCAAUUUAAUGUAAAAGAUUGAACGUUUCACUUGGGCGAGUGUGUUUCACUUUCACUCUUUUGAAAGUGAAAGUCAAUCUUCACUUUUUUUGAGUGAAAUUGGAAUGAACUUCACUCUAAAUCGAUUUGAAAGUACCCGUCUUUCACUCUAAAAAGCGUUGUCGGACUUGACGCCCACUUGGCUCUUCACUCUCAAAAAAGAGUUGUCCCCAUUUGGCUCUUCGCAGGAGUUGUAUGGCGGGUAAAAUGAGGGUUUUUCACUCUUCUUUUUACAUCGGGAGAGUAAACGCAAAUGUAGAUUUCUGCAAAAGAAGAGCUGCUGCGAACUAGAGUGUUGUUUGAGUAUAGAUUGUGAAAUUGAAUAUAUUUUUUAGUCAAAAUGAUGCAAAAGAAAAAUGUAUUGCUUAGAGGAAAUGAAUUGUCCAAUUUUGAGGAGCCUUUGAUUUCGCGCGAAACGGAAUGAGCAGCUUGUAAGUUGUCUGCUUAUUUGACAAAAUGACCGCAUAACCUUCAUACAGAAUACAUCAGGGAAUUCCUAAUUGCUUUCAAUUUUGUAUUUUUUUAAACGAAAUAAUGAUACCGUACUUUUAUGACUAUUUUUAGCGUGGUAUAUUUUUGUUGUGUAGAAGUAUAUAACAUAUACAUUUUUAAAUCAGAUGUCAUUCUCUGUAUAAUAAUGUUGUUGCUCUUUCCAAACGUAUCAGUGGAAAGAAUAAUAUUUUUUUAAAGGGUGAAAUAUUUGUAUAAAGUGGUAACGUAAGCCUCGUCUCAAAUAUCGAAAACUAAUUGGAACAGGUAUACUUUGUGCGAUUUAAAUAUUUGUAGAAAUUGAUUAUUUGGCACUUGUGCGGAAUUUUAUUUGGUCAUAGAAAUUUAGUAACAGAAAUAAACAAUAGGUAAACAAAUAAUUGUCA